ACAGAUAUUGGAUUAAUUCGUCUGAGUUAGCACUAGUUUUAAUAUGUCUGAGGUAGCAUUCAUGUAUCUGAACGUCACAUCUCGGAGUAGUUCCUGGUUGUAGGAUAUUUGUGCGCGAGGACGAGCAGUUUAAACCUAAUGUAUUAAUUGUUUCAAACAACAACGCGGAGACAUAAGGGUUGAGAUAACAUGUUCCCAAGUGACUUUGCGUGGGGAGCAGGAACUGCUGCGUAUCAAAUAGAAGGUGGCUGGCAGGCAGACGGCAAGGGACCGAGUAUCUGGGACACGUUUUGUCAUGAAAAAGGCAGAGUGUUUAAGGAGCAGAACGGAGAUGUAGCCUGUAACAGCUACGAGCUGUGGGAGAAAGACCUGGAGUGCAUCCAGCAGCUUGGACUGACGCACUAUCGCCUGUCUCUCUCCUGGGCCCGCCUCCUGCCUGAUGGGACCACACGCAAUGUCAAUCAAAAAGGUGUACAGUACUACAACAAGGUGAUUGAUGAUUUGCUGGCCUGUAAUGUUUCACCUAUGGUCACACUCUACCACUUUGACUUGCCACAAGAUCUCCAAGACCAGGGUGGCUGGAAAUCCCCAGCUAUAGCGACCCACUUCGACAGCUAUGCCAAGUUUUGUUUCCAAACAUUUGGGGACCGAGUCAAACUUUGGAUCACUAUCAACGAGCCGCAUGUGUGCGCCAAACUGGGCCACGAAGACGGCAUCCAUGCUCCAGGGUUAAAAGAACCGGGGAUUGCUGCUUACCUGGUGGGCCAUAAUAUGCUGCGUGCCCAUGCCAUGGCCUGGCACAGCUACAACUCCUACUACAGGCCAAAGCAGAAGGGAGCGGUGUCUCUGGCCAUCAACAGUGACUGGUUUGAGCCAUUGCGCCCGGAUUGCAACGAGGAUAUUACUGCUACUGAACGUGACCUUGCAUUUACUCUAGGCUGGUUUGCCUGGCCUGUUUUUGUCACUGGAGAUUAUCCAGAAAUAAUGAGAUCUGCCAUCAACUCUCAAAGUAUGAAGCUGGGAUAUAGCGGCAGCUCGAGACUUCCCAGGUUCUCAAAGGAUGAACCUGCCAUUUUAGGCACAGCUGAUUUCUUUGCUUUGAACUACUAUACAUCCCGCAAAGUCAAGCCAGGAGGAGGAUGUGGACAGAUGUGUAUAAAGAGCGACCGAGAUGCAGAGGAAAUUUUGGAUCCGUCCUGGUCCGUCUGUGGAGUGUCCUGGCUGGCUAUAGUCCCCUAUGGCUUAAGGAAACUUCUUAAGUACAUUAAGGACACUUUCAACAACCCAGCAGUCUACAUCACAGAGAAUGGUUUCUCUCAGAUAGGGCCACUGCAAAUUGAGGAUGUCCAGCGCUGUGAGUUUUACAAAGACACCAUCCUGGAGGUGGCUAAAGCUAUUGAAGAAGAUGGCGUCAAUGUCCAUGGAUAUUUUGCAUGGUCGCUGUUGGACAACUUUGAAUGGGCUGACGGAUUCAGUGUUCGUUUUGGACUGUUUCAUGUGGACUUCUCCGAUGCAAAGCUGACUCGAACCAUAUACCAGUCAGGACGGGAGUAUGCAAAGAUGAUCAUGAAGUACAAGAGAGAAACUGAUGUACAAUGACUGAAGAUUAAAAAAAUUGUUUUUUUUUUUUUUGUUUUUUUUUUUACACAAUCUUAAUAAACUAGCAGUUUUUGCAUUGUUGCUUUGUCUCACACAUGUUCAUCUAAAUUAGAUGAGUCAGUGCAGUUCAACUAACCAACCAGGCACCUGCUCCCAUUCACUUCUACUACAUCCAGAAUUUCAAGCACCGUCAUCGUCUCUGAAUUUCUUUUCACUUCAGAAAAUGGUCAGGGUGUCAGAGUGAGCUUACUUGGCUGUCUUUUUAAGAAAUCUGACUUCAGCAGAGGAUGUAAGGACAUGGACAGAGUGUUGAGGUGAUUCAAUGCAAGUGUAAAUUAGUAUUAUAUCCUGUCCAAUUCCCUGUCAAUCUGCACAAGGUGGUUUAUGGAGAGGGGGAGAACUUGUCACUCAGAGUGCCAAGGCAGCUGUAAGAAGGGGCUGCAGUAGAAACAUGUAAACACAUUGUAUCAGUCAGCGCUUAAUAGCAAUAUUAAUGCUGGUGGCAUUGUGAAUAAUAGCAUUGUUACGUGACUCUGUAAAGGCUUGCCCCUUACACACCUAUACUUAAGAUGACUUGUUCUGGCAGGCUAUCAACACGUCCAAGAUCUUAUCUUUCCUUGAAUCUACGUGCAAGGGUCAGAUGAGUGUGUCUUUGACAUACAGCGACCGUGACCAGCUGUAUAUCUGCAGCUGUGCAUGGAGGCAUGAGCACGCUGGAAGUUUCAGGUUGACUGGAAGGUUGAAGCCUGUCGAUGUAGUGAUGCAGGCUUAGAGGCUAGAGGCUUGUCAGUUCACCAAAUAGCUCAAAGCACCUCAUCUUUAUUUGGAAUAAAGGUUCUGAUCAAAGGGUGUCAAGACUUCUUUGGUAAGGUUGACUAAAAUACUGUAGUUUGUUUAUUGUAGAUUCAGCUAUUUGAUAUACAAUGGACGAUCAAGUUACAUCAUACAAUACAUUUGGUCAUGCUUUUUUCCAUUCAACACAAAACAGCUUUACCACCUCACCUAUCAAAAGGGAAAGGACCCAUCAUACGAUAAAAUGCAAUAGUCAGCUGAGUUAUUAUAAUGCUGCCAGGCUGCAUGAAGCACACUUCAGUAGACUCAGAAGGGAUGCCAGCUGAAAGCAACAGAUGUCCUGCCACAGGAAGAGAGUGGAAUGCCAUUUGUUUUCCCCAGACAGCUGUGCAAACUCUCUACUUUAAGAGAGAAGAGAGGGAACAAGGCGAAAAGCCUCCCAGAGGCCUUCUGUUGAUUCUCUGUGCUGUACUGUGGUUCAGGUAGGAUUAUUUAUAUUGAGUUCUGAACAAUACACUGUAUCUACAGGGCUGUGAUUCUUUUUAUUUAAUUUUUUUUCCAAACUGUGUACAAAUGUUUCUGAUAGAAAGCAGGGUAUUGUAGUUGACAGUUUGUAAUGUUUUUGGUUCAAGUUCAAUAAAACACCAGCUGAACAUCAGUGAGCAGAAUGCCAGCCAGGGACUGAAGAUUGGUUUGACGGCAUGUUUGUGGGCCUACAGUGCCACCUUGUGGUAUCAAAGGGAACUACACUUUUGAAUUCAACAGCUCACUUUGUACUGUAUUGCACUUCACAUGAUGUGCUGUUUUGAUUAAUAAAAUGCAUACUGUUGGUGUAACAAUAAACAACUAAAGCGACUCCCUAACCACAAUACAUCAUAGAUUUAACACAAUUAAUAUUUAUGCUCUGAUGUGAAGGAAAAUGUGAUUUAUAUUCUGUGUUGGGAGACUUUGUAUGCAUUAAUAAGCAUGGUGUAUCGUGACAUCCAGUUGGCUGUGCAUACUGUUUUCAACAGAUGUGAAUAA
Messenger RNA from Seriola aureovittata, 3414 nucleotides. RefSeq names its product cytosolic beta-glucosidase (gene gba3). Gene Ontology annotation, molecular function: hydrolase activity, hydrolyzing O-glycosyl compounds. NCBI's taxonomy places the organism in Eukaryota, Metazoa, Chordata, Actinopteri, Carangiformes, Carangidae. The record is from RefSeq and is a predicted model, not a curated record. Bases 190 to 1599 code for a protein of 469 amino acids. Gene Ontology annotation, biological process: carbohydrate metabolic process. The transcript has 5 exons.